This is a messenger RNA of Aethina tumida (small hive beetle), 756 nucleotides long. RefSeq lists its product as uncharacterized. The transcript has 5 exons. The record is from RefSeq and is a predicted model, not a curated record. Lineage: Eukaryota; Metazoa; Arthropoda; Insecta; Coleoptera; Nitidulidae. Bases 215 to 583 code for a protein of 122 amino acids.
CCGUAAAUUAGGGAAUAAAGGCGGUGUUUUAUCAAAGUUUCAACGUUCGCCACCCCCUGCGUUAUGGUGAGCGCCGGCGUGCGUUCGCCACUGAUAUAAAGGGACCCGUUCUUGACGUUAAACAGUCUCAUCGAAACAUUUCCCUUAGUUUCAACAGGUAAAUACACAUAUUUCGGUAGUGGUGCAUCAACUGCAUUCCCUCAUCAACGUGAAAAUGAGGUUGACAGCCAUAAGAUGGAUCGCAAUGAUUGUGGCCAUAGCCAUGAUGGAGGGAAACUGGGUGAAAGCCGCUCCCAGGCCCAGAAACGAGGACAUGUUCAGGGAGUUGAUGAAACUCGAUCAGAUGUAUUCGGCAAUAGCCAGACCAAGUGUGCGCAGCGGACCCAUAGAUGCAGAAAUGGGUCCAAAAGUGCAGCGUGCCAUCAACAUGCUAAGGCUGCAGGAGCUAGAUCGACUCUAUGCCGACAGGGCCAGGCCGAGGUUCGGUAAGCGCACGGAUACGAAUUCCAAUUUUGCACCGGUUGACUACGAGGGCCAGUUUCAAAACGACGACGUAGGUGACUGGCUGCCUGUUAGAAGAUGAAACAAUAUAAUGUUGUUAAGUGAUGUUUUCUUCAGUCUUCAAGCCUAGUAGACAAUCACUUCUAGUUAAAAACAUGUUUUCCGUUUUCAUUACUCAAGCAAAUAACUUGUAUUACUUUUUGCCCAAAUAUAAAUUAUCAUGAUUUAAUAAAGCGUGUGUGUGGCCUAUUCUAA